UCAAACAAACUGGGCUGGGCAAUCGAAGUUGGGACAAUUUACGGAGGUUUCUGUUGCCGGAUAGUCGACGACAAUAAGGAUAUGUAUACAGCUAAUAUGCAUAGCAUCCUAUCUUUGUGUCAUUUAGCGUAGUAAGGAGUCUAUCCAUGUCAAAUAAUAUUCUACUUAUACGAGGAGUUUAAUGUAUUUCGCUAGAAAAUUGAACCUUAACUGAAAACAAACUAACGUUACCCUCCCUAUUUGAACUGAGGAUGAUUUUUGCUAAUACUGGAAACCCACUAAGGACUCCGUAUCGCAAACAGUAGUUUCGCACCUUGCUGCAGUGAUGUACAAGUGUACUCCAGGGUCUAUCAGUACACUGUGACAUCAGAAGCACACUUCUGACGACACCCAACCACACCCAUUAGGGAUGCCGGUUGUGGUCAGAGCCAUCUGUUGCCUCAUCAUCACACCCCAUGGCUCCACCCAGCCCAAGCAACAAUAGCAGCAGCAGUAGCACUACAGGUUGGGACCAGCUCAGCAAAACAAACCUCUACAUCCGAGGCCUGUCCCCUUCAACCACAGACCAUGACCUGGUCAAGCUCUGUCAGCCGUAUGGCAAAAUUGUGUCAACAAAGGCCAUCCUGGACAAGACUACAAACAAAUGCAAAGGAUAUGGAUUUGUGGACUUUGACAGCCCCACUGCAGCUCAGAAAGCUGUGGCUGCCCUGAAGACCACUGGUGUCCAAGCUCAGAUGGCAAAGCAACAGGAACAAGACCCGACAAACUUGUACAUCUCCAAUUUGCCUAUGUCAAUGGAUGAGCAGGAACUGGAGAACAUGUUAAAGCACUUUGGCCAGGUCAUCUCCACACGCAUCUUGAGGGACUCCAGUGGAGGCAGCAGAGGAGUGGGCUUUGCAAGGAUGGAGUCAACUGAAAAAUGUGAUGCAGUCAUUUCUCACUUCAAUGGAAAGUUUAUUAAGACACCUGCAGGUGUUCCAGCACCAUCUGAACCUUUGCUGUGCAAGUUUGCUGAUGGUGGACAGAAAAAGCGACAAAGUCUGAAUAAAUUUGCCCUGAAUGGUCGCGGUUGGGGAAGGGACAUUGACUCCAGACUGGCCGGAAUGACACUCACAUAUGACCCCAGUGCAGCUGCUAUGCAAAAUGGAUUUUUCCCACAGGCAUACAGUAUUUCAAACCGGAUGAUUGCUCAAACGUCCAUGUCUCCUUACAUGUCUCCAGUUUCAACAUACCAGGUGCAGAACCCAUCCUGGAUGACUCAUCAACCCUACAUUAUGCAGCACCCAGGUACUGUGAUAUCGCCCUCUAUGGACCCAUCUAUGUCACUACAGCCUACUUCCAUGAUGGCCCCUCUUGCACAGCAGAUGAGUCACCUCUCUAUGGGCAAUGCAGGAACGUUUAUGGCCGCAAACGCAUCUAUGCAAGGAGCAUAUAUCCCACAGUAUGCCCACAUGCAGACAUCAAAUGUUCCUGUAGAGGAAAAUGGUGCACAGUCACAAGACUCAUCCAGCAAUCAUUCCCCAUAUUCCUACCAACAAACCAAGUAGUGCUGAGGUAACAUUUGGACAACUGCUAAAACAAUCAUGUCUACAAAUGCAACGGAUGCUAAGGAUCUUUUCACUGUUUUGCACAGGUUCUGCAAAUGUUUAAGUGAGACUAUUUUUGGUAUCAUUGUCAUCAAAUGAUUUGAAUUAUAUAUAUAUAUAUAUAUAUAUAUAUAUAUAUAUAUAAAAGUUUUAAAAAGUUUUAUUUUCAUACUAGAAAAUGUUUAUUUUUUACCAAGAAUUGCCGCAGGAUCCAAGGAAGACUAGUUGUUAAAGUGCAUGAUAGUAAAUAUAUGUCUUUUGUUAAUAUUUCCAGAUUUCUUUUUCUUCUGAAGACUUUUUUCAGUCAGACAUUUUGAAAAUAAUGUUUUUGUGCUUGCUGUGUGAGUGUUGCUAUGGUGAAGUGUUAUGUGUUGUUUUCUUGUAAAGUGAUUUCUCUUAGUAAUUUAGAUUGAUCUUGCUGUCUGAUUAAAAUUUGCCUUCAUAGUUUUGAUACAGUAGUUGUACAAAAAACACCACAGAGAGCAGCAAUAAGCAAAAAAAAUGUUAUGAGCUAUUGCCUUGCCUUGCCUAUGUAGGACUUUUUUUUUUUAAGGAGAUCAAUGUGUUGUUGCUUUUCCCCCUCCCAAAACUGCUAGAAAAGUAGAAGAAAUUUUAGAUUUGAAAUCAAAUGUCUCCACAUCUGAUAAUUUUAUUGGAUGUAAUAUUUAUUAGUAAGAAUACCUUACAUGUUUCUGGAUGUUGGAAUGUGUUACAUUUUGAAUCUUGCCUUGUUGAUUAUUUUAGAAUAGCCGAAAUUGAACUUGGCAGGGUGGGGAAAUGAGAAGGGCAAAUGUAUUUUGUUUGUCGGAUGUGUUUUUUGUCUUUUUUGGGUGAUGUUAAUUGUUAUUUUGAUGGGGUGUGUCUUUUUCAUUUUUAUUUGAAAAAACUAACAGGAAAACAGACUUAUGAUUGUGCAAAAAAGAAAAACUCAUCAAAGCCUUGUAAUAGAACUUAGGGCAAUAGUUCAGCGAGUUGGGGGGGGUAAUAUUAGAUGUGUGUAUGUUAUUGAACCUCGCUCUUUAAUAGGAAACAAACAAACUAGGCACUUUCAAUUGUAGUUUACUUCACCAAAGAUUGUGAGCUAGUACACUGAGGAAAUUGUCUGUCUCUUUAACCAGGACACAAGUGACUCUGCGAACUAGAUUGCAGUUUGGACAGUGUGCCUUUUUUGUACAAUUACAUUCAGUUUUAUUAGGUAAUUGUACAGUACGGACACGCACAAGCAUGAAGGAAGGCCUGGAUCCAACAAGUGCCACACAUUAAUUUCAUACUUGCAGAAUAAUGGAAAUUGUAACAUUAUAGUAAAAUAAAUUAAACUAUGAAAGGACAGUGCUAUGAAAAGUCAGAUAAUUUUUUUAACAGUGGAUUACAGCAGGCUUUUUGAUUAUGGUAUCCUCCAAUGAGCCUGUGAUUCGACCUGGUGGUCAAUCAGACCAGUUAUCUACCUCAGAGUUUUCUUUCUCCUCUGUACUAGGUCGGGUUAGCAGGUCCAGCCCGCCCUUCCAGACCAAACGCCACGCUCAGGAGCUGGCCACAUACAGCUGUUUCCUUAUAGGUUGUUUUGAAUACUUUGGGAUUUUCUUCAAACCAAUUUUUUUAUGAUGUAUUGUUGUAAUCAUUAGGGUGGGCAACAACAUGUUUCUACUCAUGUUCACACAUUCAGUUUCAGUUUUAAAAGAGCUGCUGCUUUUAUGGCAAUAAAUUCCAGAGCAGGGUUCAAAAUAAGCAAUAUCCACUAGCCAAAUGCUGGUAAAAUAUGCAAGUGGCUGGUAGAUUAGUUCCGCUCACCAGCCAAAAAAAACAACAAUGGUAAUCUAUUGAGUGGCUGGUAAAAUGUGAACAUUCACUAGCCAUUUGGCUGAUGGACGACAAAGUUAAUUUUGAAUCCUGUUCCAGAGGCUGAUUUAAAAUGUUAAAGACCAAUAAUGACAACAAAGCGUUGUGGUGUUCAAUGGAUCUGUGCUCCUUUUAAACAAACAUGCUUGUUGCUUUGUCGAGGGUCUAGAUGUAUUCGCAGCAGCAUUUCCUCUGUAGUUAGCUCGAGUGUGCAACAAAUGUAAAGGGUCGCUGUGAUUGUACUUGAGAUUUCUGUGUAAUGCCUGAGACUGAGAAGUAAUACUGUCUUGUGAGGUUAAUGCUGCUAGUGGUGUCUGAACCAUGUGCCAUAGUAUCUGGGUCAAGAGUUGCAGAGGUGCACAUAAGAAGAAUUGCUCAUAUAAGUAACCACCAUUUUGAACAGUCAUUAAGUUAUAUGAAAAAAGUUCUAAUUUAUGAAGAUUGUUGUACAGACAGCUUGAGGAAAUAAGAGAUUUUCAUGGAGCUAUA
Messenger RNA from Perca fluviatilis (European perch), 3911 nucleotides. It is a transcript of the gene rbms1b, whose product is annotated as RNA-binding motif, single-stranded-interacting protein 1. The record is from RefSeq and is a predicted model, not a curated record. Gene Ontology annotation, cellular component: nucleus; cytosol; ribonucleoprotein complex. The transcript has 14 exons. The coding region runs from base 456 to 1547 and encodes 363 amino acids. Gene Ontology annotation, molecular function: poly(A) binding; mRNA 3'-UTR binding; poly(U) RNA binding. NCBI's taxonomy places the organism in Eukaryota, Metazoa, Chordata, Actinopteri, Perciformes, Percidae.